AUGCCUGGGGUGGCCGCGCCUGCGCACUCGCUCCCGCCAUCCCGAUCAGGAACAGGUUGGUGGGGAGAAAUAAUGUAAUAUCAUCUCUUAGUGCCUUUACCCAAUUAACCGAGCGUCGUGGUCGAGUGGAGUUGAUGCUACAGGAGCCGCACAAGAUGGAUGAAUUGGUUGUGUUGAAUGAGGGAGGGAGUGAUGGUCAGGGUGUUGGGGAGGACAAGUAGCCUGAGGUGACACGACACACAAGUGGCAGCAGCCUGCCUGGCCUGGUGACUUGCUGUCUCUUCCCAGCCUCCACCACACAUGCACUUGUGUAGCGCUUACAAAAGUUAUCAGCCUUAUUCUGCUUCGCUUGUGUGCUGCUGAGGUUGUGGUGUAGGCGUUUGGACUGUAGUAAGACUAAGGCUGCGUGUAUGUUGUUGUGUAGUGUGUGGCUUUCUGCAUGAUGGCUGCUGCUGCUGGCUCCCCUGCCAAGGAGGAACUCACUGUACCUCCUGCCGCUCAGCCUCGUAGAGGAGCCUCCGCUGGGCCCACUCCCACCCUGUUGCAUGACUCCGCACUGCACUCUGCCACCAACAUUACUGCUGCCAGUACUGCUCUCAUCACCCCAGAGUCCCUGGCUGCCUCCCUACAUUCAUCUGUAUCCUCCCCUACAGGCACCAAGCUGGCAGUCACCACACCCUCUGAAUCACCUGCUGGGGGGGAGGGUGCCAGAAUAACUCUUGACGAAGAGAAAAAGAUAGCUCUAAGUCAGCUGCAGGAACUGGAGGUGGCCAUCAAGGUGCGAAGAGUUACUAAGGUGGAUGGAAGAAAGAUCCGUUGGAUUGAGUACCGUGCCCGCAAGCAAGCAGAGGAGGAAAAGCAGCCAGCGCACACCAAGAAGAGACCUCGUAGAUCAAGGUCAAAAACCAAAGGGUUAGAAAAUAGUGAGAAUGAAGCAAAUGUAAAUAACAAUAACAAUAAUAAUAAUAACAAAACUGACAGCACCAUGAAAGGUGACUCUGCAAGCUCUCCCCUCAGUGUGGUGGGCACAAGCAAUGUCCUGGAGAGUAUGAAGCAGCAGUUUCUGCAAGGCACAGAAAAUGUAGACGAGCCAUCCAUCAAUGGUAAAUCAGGCAUCUUGGCAGAAAGCUCAGUCUCUUCCCAGAAACGUAAGUCUGGGAGAACACGCAAGUCAGCUGGUGCAUCAGAGGGGGGAAGUCCUUCCAGUACCUCGCCAAAGAAACUUAGUCCCAGUGAAGCCAAUCCCAAGGGAGCAUGCCUUCGGAGUUGUGGUGGAUCAAAGGGAAGCUCCUCUGCAAACGGUUCAGUUUCAGAAGUCCCACUUACAUUGUCCAGCACACCAACUACACCCUUUACCUCAGAUCAGCCUCUUGCUAUAGGUAUUAAGAAGAAUUUUUUUACUCCUAGGUCUCUCACAAAAGGUUUGAGAGAAGUUCGUAAGAUGGAGAAUGGCACGGAUGGAGCUUCUGCUGUGAAGGCAGAAGAGGUUAAAACUCCAUUAACCUCACCAAGUGCCUCUCUACACCUUACAGCAUUAACGUCUGUGGUCUCUGAUGGGGUGGCAAACGAAGCAAAGUCCUCAGCUGAUUCUAAAUCACAGUCAGCAGAUACCAAAGGAACCAAGACUACGUGUCCCCUUAUUAAGGCAGCUGCUAAACUCAUGUCCCAGCCCACAUCAAGAUCUAAAUCUGCAGACAGUUCCUCAGCCAAAGGUAAAAGAGGGAGUUCUCAGAAAGGAAGUGGGAGAAAAGCAUCUGCUAAGUCUGCACCACGGCCAGAGUCAGAACCCAGAACUACUGUUAAUGGUCACAAUCAGAUGGUUCAAAAUGGAUCAUCAGAAGAGGGAUCUCACUUGAUUUCACCAGAUUCUUACAGUCUCGGAGAAUCUUGCUCAGGCAAGGCCUCAAAGCAAGGGAACAGUGAAGGCACUCCUGGGACGGCAUCAGACUCUGACUCCAGCAUAAAGAGACCGAGAGGCCGACCACGAAAGAGAACGUUAGUUCUCAAGAAGGAAGGCUCUACAUCAGCUUCACCUGGCAAAUCUGGGAAGAAGCUGGCCACUCUUGUUGUCGUUGAUGUCCACAAUACAAUGAAUGGUGAGCCUCAGAUGGUCAUCCCUGUGAAGAGACCUGUACUGAGGGGUAAGAGGACACCCAUGGGCAAGAAUUCCUCACAGAAUGUGGAGAAAUUGCCUGAUAUCAAGCACUCACCAGUACCUGCAUCUAAACGACAGAAGAAUGAAGCAAAAUCAAAGCUUGAUGGUGAAACUCUUCAGACGGGUAUUAAUUCGGGCUCCCCACAUGUUGAUACCAAAAAGGGCAAAACCAGUAAGAAAAAUCUUGAACAUUCAGUGGCUGUUAAGGAAGAAAAGGAUGACACAAGUGCCUCAACUGUUAAUCAAAUACAAAUACCACCUGAACAGACUCAAAGUACAAAACACACAAAGAGUGUUCAAAGAACCACAAACAGAGAAUUGCCCUCAGAAUGUGAAUCUUCCACUGCCAUGCCAUCUAACCUUCAAGAUAAAAGGAAGAAGAAAGUCAAGAAGCCUGUUUUGAAAGUGAAAACAUUACCUGCCAAACACAAGGAAAUUGAGAAAAUCAUAAGAAAAUCUAAGAAGGCUACAAGUGGAGUCAGCAAACAGAAUAGAGCUCAGCCCAAGAAAAAUACCAUAAGGAAAUAUCUAACUGCACAAAAAGGAAAAGCUGCAUCAAAAAUAAUCUCUACUGCUAAGAAGGAAGGUUUAGUACAGGUAAAGCAGAAAAAUGGUUCAGGUGAAGGUGAAAGUCAGGGUGAGGAAAGUGUAACUCAUAAACAUGAACCAACACACAACAGUGAACCUAUGGAGGUGCAGCCUUUAGAUCCUUCACUGUCAAGUGAAAGUGUUUUGAAAACUGAGACACCAGAGGUAGAUGUACAAAACAGUGUGCCAGAUUUGAGACUUACAGAGGAAAAUUCCAACCUGAAGGCAAAUCUAGCAGCUGAAGUUCCUUGUUUACCCAGUUCUACAGUACCUGCGGUUGGUUAUGUGGAGGAAUCCUCUAUUGAAGUGAAACCAAAUUUUGUGCCUCAAAGUGAAACAGAAACACACCCAUCCACAAAUGAAAAUACCCCAGCAGUGGACAUUUUGGGGAUAGAAAAGUCGUAUGAAAAAGUAAGUGACUUACCAAAGAUUAGUUUUCAGGAUAAUGACAAUAUUAACAACAAUAAUGCUGAGGAGGAGGGUGUUGUCAUAUGUGAUAAAGAAAUAACAGUUAUGAAGGAUUUAUCUGUAAAGAAACUCUCAACUGCAGAUGAUUCAUUAAAAUGCAUCAUUAAUGAGGAGUGUUCUUUGGAGGAGCUUGCAUCCAAAACAAAAAGAGAUGCCAUGAUCGAAAAAACAAGUGUUGAAAAAGUUCUUGGUUUGGAGAGAGCAUGUGUGAAGGAUGAAGAACAUCAGAUGUUGACUACAGAAGGUGAGGAGUGCCCAAAGGAAGACUGUGCAGUGGAAAACAGUUUCCAGAAUGAGAUAGAUGCAGUUGGCUUAAAGAGUGAGGAAAAUGUCUGUGAUAAAAAUGAAAGUUAUGUUGAAACCGUGCCAGAUGGUGACAAAAGUCAGAUACCUACACACACAGUGGCAUCGGACAGUAGCAAGACAGAAAGUAAUAGUACAUCCAAAGAGAGUGUAUUGUCAAGCUCAUCAUCCCAUGGUGAAACUGCAAAAGAAUUAGAGGUGCCUUUUGUAGAAGCUGCUCCUGUUCCAGCUGGUGAUCUCUCCCUCCCUGACAGCACUGCCUCCACCACAGCUCUCCAGGAAGUAAGUAUGGAAAUGGUGGAGGAAGCUUCAGGUGAGAAACAGACUGAACUUCAAUCUGACUCUGAAGAUAAGAUAUCUCAGUCUUGUAAUUUUACUGAAGAAGUAAUGCAUACCACAGAAAGUGUAAAGGCCAAAGAAACUGAUCCCAGUGAAAGUAACAUUGCAGAAGUGAAUCAAGUUGAAGAAAAUCAAGCUGUAGAUUCCACAGAACCAGGUGAUUCAGAAGUGCAGGUUGUUGAAGUACAGACAGAAGCACUACAGGAGCAUGAUAAUUCUGUUUCUGUUGUAAGCCAGAAGAGCAGUCUAAAGCAGGUCAAGAGAAGAGAUGGUUCCCUCAUCCCCAAGAAAAUUAAGAAAGGUCUCGUGCAGUCCCCUAACAUUACACAUUUAGAAAGCAGCAGAGAAGAUAUGAGGGAAGAGGUAAAUGAUGUGAAAAUUACCAAAGCACGAGAAGCUAGUCAAGAAGUGAGUGCUGGCAAGACAGGUGAAAGUAGGGAAUUGUUGGACACUUUGCCACCAUCCCAAAAGGACACUGAUGAGGUUCAGGAAGUAAUUCCUGAAGUUCAGCCAGCCCGCCUUACCUCAGCACCAGAAGUUCACAGUUCCUCAGUGACCAAAACAAAGGAUAAAGUACCAAGGAUAUUAAAGCAGCUCUUCCAAGACGAGGGUGUUCAGAACAUGCUCAAGAGUAUGAGUGAAGAUGCAGGAGCAGCCCCAGAGACUUCACCAAACAGUGAUUCUGGAACCCACAAACUACGACCCAAGCGGAUCACAGAACCCAUGCUUUCUUCCUCUCCUGAAUUGGAUGCCAUGGAAGCAUUCCUCACCUCUUCUAGAAAGAAAAAACGUGGGACAGAGUUGGAUACACUUUACAUAGAUGAAGGAGUCUUGAACUUGCUCACCAGCAAAGAGCACCCCACUCGCAGGGCACAUCAAGAGGAUGCAGCUAGUGAUGUAUCUCAGGCCAGCAGCUCAAAGAGUUUUAAGGUCAGUAAGACCACUAAAUCAAGUGAAGGGUUUUCAGACUCAAGAAAAAGGAAGCUGAGUGGAGCCAGUACAGCAAGUAAUACUUCAAGUUCCUCUAAAUCUCUGCAGCCUCCAGAGCCCAAGAAGGUUCGAGUGGAAAGUCAAGAACCUGUUGAAGAUCCAUAUGAAUUGGAUAUGGCUGAGGAGUUUAAAGAGAAGUCCGUCAUUGUGGGCUACAGUCCUCUUGAGACAACUGUUAGUAUAGCUAAAAAGAAAGGCCCACCUGUGGUUCCUUUAUCAGUCAAGCAGAAGAACAAGGCUAUCAGGAUGCAGCUCAAGCUCCAGAAGCAGAAGCAGUUGAAGAGUGUUGUGAGUGAGGGCAGUGAAGAUCAGGAUGGGAGCAACACUAAGCUAGUUCAGGUGCCUGACACGCUCACUGUGUCAAAGGAAUUGCUUCCUGAAUCCAGCAUCUUGCCAGCUUCAGUUGAGGCAAGAGAGGUCUCUAGCAAGUCUGUACCUCCCAUCAAGAUUAAACUGGCAUCAGACAGUGUUACUAUCAAGCCUGUGCCUCGUCCAUCCCCGCCUCAUCAGACUGCUGAGGUCACCAUUGUAGCCAAGCCAUCACCUGUCAGAGUGCCCAUCAAGCCUCCUCAUGUGGUUGACUCCACCAGUCCACCUCUACCCAGGCAACUGCCACUUGCUCAGAUGAAAACCAGUCCAGAGAAGCCUAGGCCCCAUCCUGAUCGCCACAGCCCGUCUUCACAACUCAGGAGGGUAGAUACCUACCCUGGAGUUGUCCCUCCUGCCCCUCCUGCCCCAGGUUUCCCUUCACUAGUGAGAAACUGUGAUGCAGCAGCUGCUGCAGCAGCAGCGGCAGCAGCAGCAGCAGCAGCAGCAGCAGCAGCAUCCAAAAGCCGGCAGCGUGUAGGUGGGGAGAGUGUGCGGCAGUCCCAGCGUGCCAGUGUGAGGCAGAGUGAGGCCAGUUACCACUUCAGAGAUAUUGCACUCAGAAAGUUCAACAAUUUCACUCAAAUCAUCCUAUCACCUUCCACAACCAAGAUGAAAAAUGCUCUCAAUUCAAGGGUUUUGCGUGAGCUGUGUGAGGCACUGAACAUCCUGAAGCGUGAUGAAUCAGUGAGAAUAGUGCUUUUGACAGGCACAGGUUCUACCUUCUGUCAGGGUGUAGAUUUGACAGCUCUCCAACACCCUAAUUUGGAAACACGCAAGAAGAAUGCAGAGAACCUCGUCAGGGGAAUAAAGGACUUCCUGAAGGCUUUGGUUCAGUUUUCAAAACCCAUUAUUGCUGGUGUUAAUGGAAAUGCAAUGGGUUUGGGAGUGACAAUGUUGCCGCUCUUUGACAUGGUUAUUGCCAAUGACAAGGCUGAAUUCUGCCUCCCCUAUGCAAAGUUGGGCCAGGUGCCAGAAGGGGGCGCCACCUACACAUUCCCCAACUUGUGUGGGAAAUUGCAGUCUACACAGCUAUUCUUGGGACACAAGCUUACUGCCCGCAGAGCCCAGGAGAUGGGUCUUGUUUCGGAGUCCAUAUGGCCUGCUACUUACCAGCAAGAGCUCAUUCCAAAAGUGGCUCUCCUAGCUACUCAGUCGGCACAGAGCAUGGAGGCAACCAAAGCCCUGAUGAACCACCACCUGGUCACCAAGCUGGAGCUGAGUCUGGAGUCUGAGUGUCGUCUUCUCCUGCAGCAGUGGACUUCCCCACACUUUGCCCACCUGUGUAAGCGAUUCCUUGACACACAGUACAUCCACCUUCAGAAGCCUGUCAGCCUUCCACUUUAGGUGUCCUCCUUCCUCAUGAUAAGCAACAUGCCAAGUGGAGGAAUCCUGAAGGUGAUGCACUGGAGUGGCUACUGAGCAAGACUGCUGCUCACCUGACCCUGCCCACUCCCCUUGAACUUUAUGAAGUAGAGCAUUAGUUUUUACCAUAUGGUAUCUGAUUUAUGGUACUUUUUUGAAAAUACAAUACAGCAAUAUGGAGAAAGCUGUGUGCAGCUGCCCAGUUAGUGUGAAAAUGCCCAGUGUGUGAUACAGCCAACACUGUCCAUUGCAGUGUUGCCAGGACUUGAGGCCUUGACACAGACGCUCCACCACCCAUGGGUGAUGGGACUCCCCAGACAGGGAACAAUAAUGUAGAGUACCUUAAGGCCCCACCUGGGAGAGUUUUAGAACAGUGCCUGGGAGGUACAGACUGGUUAUGUCCAUUGUGGUGAAUAUAUUAUCUCCCAUUCUUAUGCACACAGUUUGUAUGUACAUAAAUAUAUAAAAAUCAGAGAACUCAUCAUUGCACAAGUUAUAUUUUACCUGGGAAACUAUUUUACGUGGGAGCAAGUUCCCAAAGUGCAAGUGUUUUGUAGCGUUUUAAGCGGAUGUUGACGUGAGUAUUUUGUAGUUAAUUUUUAUAGUUGGGAGUUGUUGAUGAAGUACAACCUGUAAGCUAUUGCAGUCUGAAACAUGUCAGUAUCAUGCAAUGAAAGUUAUUGAAUUUUUGAUCAAAUAAUUUAUUUUAAUACCAUGACCUAAAUGUUCAGAAAUAUUCAAGUAUGAAUAAGGGGACGAGUGAAUGUGUACGUAAGGGAAGUGACUUUGUGUUCUCUUUAGUACCCUGAUUUAGUUUUGUACAUAUUUUAGUUUACUAGACUUAUUUAGUAUCAUAAUUUUAUAGGUAAUUUAAGCAAUAUUUAUCCUGUAUACUUGUGCACCUGUCUUGAUUUCUCCAACGAUGCAGUCAGAUGGCAGUUUGCUGUGUUGCUGCAGUGCUAUUGUGAAAUAGUGCUGCAGAAUGUAGUGCAGUAGCACAUUGCAUGAAGGUGUUAUACUGUGUUACAUGCCUUCUGUGUUGCAGUACUUGUGCAACAAUGUGCUGCAGUAGUGUCAUGUAGCAUUUUAUAGUAUUGCCAUGCACUGCUGCAACCAUGUUUCUUUCUCCAAAUAUCUUGUAGUACAGCACUACAAUGUAGCACACAGUGCCACCCAUCAGCAGAUUUGUCUUUCAUCCUUCAGAAAUCUGACUGUGUCCAUUGGACAAACCUUUCAUCCCUCUCAUGCAUAUUAUUUAUUGUUAUGACUCUGGUUUUGACACUCCUCAAUCAAAGAUAUGUGGCAUUGUAACAGAUCUCAGUGAUUUCCCCAAAGUACAACCCUACCCUGCACCCACAUGUUCUUACUCCAGGCCUUCCUGGGCCUCUCUGACCCUUAUUUGCCUUCCUUACUUUAGUUUGGUAGUACAUGGUCCAUUGUACAUACUUGUAUUGUUUGUAAGUAUAAAUGAUGCAUAUUUUCACCA
This is a messenger RNA of Scylla paramamosain (green mud crab), 8060 nucleotides long. Its product is annotated as ras guanine nucleotide exchange factor Y-like. The transcript has 9 exons. Bases 440 to 6556 code for a protein of 2038 amino acids. Lineage: Eukaryota; Metazoa; Arthropoda; Malacostraca; Decapoda; Portunidae. The record is from RefSeq and is a predicted model, not a curated record.